Messenger RNA from Papilio polytes (common Mormon), 1271 nucleotides. RefSeq lists its product as uncharacterized. Lineage: Eukaryota; Metazoa; Arthropoda; Insecta; Lepidoptera; Papilionidae. The transcript has 3 exons. The record is from RefSeq and is a predicted model, not a curated record. Bases 88 to 1125 code for a protein of 345 amino acids.
UGAUAUUAUUGAUUGUUAUUAAUAUAGCCCAGUCACUCUCACCUCCAGGACUUUCUUAAACGAAAUUAAAUACUUUGCCAAGUAUGAAUGCGUUUGUAUUCGUCGCAUGCGCGUCGGCCGCGUGCCUCGACGCCCAAAGGAUCAACUAUAAAUACCAAGCCCAUUCAAAAAUUAAAUCAUUGUUGUUCCAUUACCCGCCGCGUACGACGCACAAUUAAAACUAAUGAUACAGUGAUAAUCGUAAAAAUGAAGUGUCUUUACAUACUCGUGGCUUCUGCAGCCCUGGUGCAUGGUUACGCCAUCAAGGACAAUGAAAUCGAAACGACCCGGUUGAAAACAAGUGAUGAUCUUCUGGAUAGUGUGAUCAGUGAUUGUUUCGAAGCUGAAUCCCCGAUGUCCUGUCUCAAAGUGAAAGUUCUUUCCUUCUUAGAUACCAAACUGGGAUUCACCAGCGAGUCGGCGCGGGCUCUCGAUGAUGACAACAUCGAUAAAGUCAUCUUCGACAGGGUAGGCAGGGUUUUGAACAGCAAUGAGUUUAGAUUUCAGCUGCCAGAGUUUCUUUUCCAGAGCGCGGAAGUUUCUUAUCGUGCUGACAGAGGAUUGGACGUUGAAUUUCCCGAUGAGAAAUCAGGAAACGGCGAAGCUCGAGGCCUCUUGAAGAAGAAGCUCCUUCUGCCCGUGUUGCUCCUCUUAAAGCUCAAGCUGAAAGCUUUGAUGCCGAUCCUAGUAACCAUCGUCGGUAUUAAGGCAGUUAAAGCACUGAUUCUUAGCAAACUGGCUAUCACUUUAGUCCUCGGCUUCCUUAUCUACAAUCUGCUGAUGAAGAAAGGAGGUAUGCCAAUGAUGAUGAUGACACCAACAGAAGCACCUGCACCUCAAUACGGACCCCCAGCUGCUCAAUACGGACCACCUUCCACGCCCGCUGCCCCUCAGGACUCUUACAACCCGCAAUGGGAGCCAUCCAGCUCUGGUCCUUACUCCCGAGUCUGGGAUCCAUCACAACUCGCCUACAGCUCAUACUAUCCUGGUGAUUCAAACGCCUCUGCGUCAAACCAAUCACCGAGCUACUCCAGCGUGGCGUCCGUUUCAUCAUCAUCAUCAUCAUCAUCAUCACCCACCUACUGAACUGAAUCUACCUCUAUAUCAGAAUGUAAAUAGUGAUCGCACCGAAUCGAGCUAGUGCUUAGAAGCUAGUUAUUUAUUGUCAGUAUUUAUUGAUUUAUUAUUUAUUGUACACAAUAAAAUGGACUGUUGUUGAAGCUGAAGAUUUA